AUGGCUAACAACGUGACCGCUACAAAAGAGGCUACCAAGCGUACAUUCACCUGCAGUUUCUUUCGUGAGGAUAUGACACAUCUGAUUCAGUUGAGCACUUUAGUUACUGGGCAUAACUUGGAUGAGUUCAGGAAGACAUAUGGCCAUAUCUUACACAUGUUAACUUCUCGGGUUGAUGGAUGGGCUCUAUACACACUUCUUCAGUUCUACGAUUCUGAGUUACGAUGUUUCACCUUUCUUGAUUACCAACUGGCACCAACCCUUGAAGAAUAUGCUGACAUCCUCAAGAUUAAGCCUAAUGGUGGAACCCACGGAUUCCAUGUGAAAUUUCUGAUAAAGAAGGCCGACACCCUUGCUGUUGAGAAGAAAUGGAAAGAAUUCAACGCUCUCCUAGCCGUUAUGAUCUAUGGUUUGGUGUUGUUCCCGAAUAUUCCAAAUUUCGUCGAUCUAACUGCUGUUUGUCUCUUCAUGGAUCAAAAUCCUGUGCCCACUCUUUUAGCAGAUACUUAUUAUACCAUCCACUCCAGGUAUGGGAAGAAAGGAUCAGUUGGGAGUUGUUUACCGUUGCUAUAUGAGUGGUUCACUUCACAUUUACCUAAAAGCGGGCCGUUUGUUACAACAAAAGACUCACAAAAAUGGCCUCAAAGGAUCAUGGGGCUUACUGGAAACGACAUUGUCUGGUGUCCUACCGGAAUGGACGUUGAGGAAUUGGGUUUUGCACUUGAAAACAAGCCCUUGGACAAAGAGAUAUUCAAAUCCGUUUGCUUUGAGAAAGGAACCGAUCCAAAGGGUCUAGAAAAGGUGAGGAGUGCCUGGAAUAGCAUCCAUACAGAUGAUCAGACUUCUCUAGGUGAAAAGAAUGCCGUUGCCAAACAAGCCUACACGGAUUGGGUUGAGGAUAGAGUUAAAGAUCGUCUGUUGCCUUUCCCGAAGGUUAAUCCAUUGUACAAGCAACCACCUAAGGUUCCAAUUGCCAUUAUGCCUGCUGAGAAUUGCAUCCCAGUAAAUAUGGAAAGCACCCAAUUGCACGAAAAGAAGUCAGAUGCGCGACCAAAACAUCAUCUUGUGGACCAAAUAGGGGUUGAGUUGACACAUGAAGCCAAGGUGCUGAAAGAAGGAUCUUUGAGAGUUCAAAAGAGGGCUAGAACGGAAAAGGGUGAAAGGGAUACUACUGUUGUUGUUGAAGAUCACCAGGAAAUCAUAAAAAGGGCCGUAAAAGAGGCAGAAGAGAGACUCAAACAAGAGUACAGAGAAGACUUGAAGGCUUAUAAACUCAAGAUAGAAAGGGAGGCCAGAGCUGAAGUGAGGAGUCUGAAAAAGAAACUGGAAGAAGAGACCACCCAAAGGAUAGCGGUUGAGACUCAGCUGAAAGGAAGUCACCUCCGCACCGCCCGACUAACAGAAGAAAACGCCAAGCUCAGAGAUCGAAUGAUGGGUAUGGAGGACCUUCAAGCACAACCUGAGACAAUGCAGAAAGUGAACAAAAUUGUAAGGAAAAAACUUCCUUUGACUCCUGAAAUUGAGCUUACUCUAGAAACCAAAUUUUCAGCUUUAGGGGCUAAUUCCCUUAACACGCUUAUUCAAUAUGUCUAA
Molecule: messenger RNA, 1593 nt
Organism: Vicia villosa (hairy vetch)
Lineage: Eukaryota; Viridiplantae; Streptophyta; Magnoliopsida; Fabales; Fabaceae
Exons: 5
Coding region: 1-1593 (530 amino acids)
Source: RefSeq, a predicted model, not a curated record